AGGUUGAUUUAGUUUCCUGUUGCAAUUGAUAUUUUAUAAUAUUGGAUCUACAUUUUUAAAUAAAAUGCUGUAUUUAAUCUUGGCUAUUUGUAUCGCGGCAGUCAUUCAAUGCAAUGGAAAUAAGCCAAUCGUCGUACUGGAUCCAAAAUUGGUAGAAAAUAUCUCCGAAAAUGCAGAGAAAUGCUACAAGGAAGUGGGAGCCGGAUCCGAGUUACUCGCCAAUCUGAUACCAUGGAAUUUGGAAGAAAAUGAAACGAACGGAAAAUUUUUAUUAUGUUUGAGUAAAAAAUUAAAAUGCGACGGUGAAGAUGGUCAUCUAAAUGUAGAUGAGUUUAUAGCGCUCUUCGAGAGCUCGCUAAAGGAAUAUGAUAUAAACAUAUUCAAAGAAAUAUUGGAAAGUUGUAAUGAAGAAAGUGGAAAAAAUGAAUACUUUACCAUCUUUAAGGUUCUGAAUUGCUUCGACACAAAAUCGCCAGUAUCUAUGGCUGUCCAAUAAUAAUUUAACAUUGUUUACUUGGCUUUGAAUAAAGUAUACAUAAAACGCGAUUUUGUUUAUUAAAAAUAUUUCAAUUUGCAGAUACACAAAGAUUUAGCUUAAUGUCCAGUUUUUCUAUGGGUUUGGAUUGUAACAAGGAAUAAAUAUAUCAUUUUUUA
Papilio xuthus (Asian swallowtail) is the source of this 654-nucleotide messenger RNA. RefSeq lists its product as uncharacterized. Bases 65 to 496 code for a protein of 143 amino acids. Gene Ontology annotation, molecular function: odorant binding. The transcript is spliced from 2 exons. Lineage: Eukaryota; Metazoa; Arthropoda; Insecta; Lepidoptera; Papilionidae. The record is from RefSeq and is a predicted model, not a curated record.